AUGCAUUGCAAUCAAAUUCUUAUUAUAAAUAAGAGUGCUGUAGCAAAGAAUAAAAUAUCAAGAGACAUAGUAAAGAUUAAUAACGAAAAUUUGAAAGAAAGACGAGAAAAUCUCUUUAUCGUUCAAGAUCCCAAAAGUGCAUUUGACGUCAAUAAUUAUAAAGUUUUUGAACGAAAUAUUAAAUAUUUUAAAGGCAAAGAUCUAUUUGUUGCUGAUGUUAUAUCACAAAGCUCAGCCUCACAAAAUAUUAAUAAAAAUUUUCAAGAGUGAGAUCCAACUUGUUUACUGGAUGAUGGCUCUGUUUUUUGCUGCUUCCAGGCAGAAACUUUUAUUAUCACUCCAAAUAAUUCAAUAAUUCCUUUGGACUCCUCUAAAUAUGGUCCACUUUCUGGGCUCAUUGCAGUUAAUUAUUUUGUUUAUAUGUUUGAAGGAACUGCCAAUGCUUCAUUAAAAUUUUCACAAGAGCUAAACGAUUGAACAGCGAUUGCUCAGUAUCCAGUGUCAAAUAACAGAUAUAUUUCUUGUGCAUUUAUUAAUGGUGCGAUAUUAAUUGGAGGCUAUGAUUCUCCAAGUAUGCAUGGAUAUAUUGUUUCGAAUAAUUUAUACGCAAAUAUCCCUAUCACAUUAAAUUUUACACAUUACAAUAGUAAUAUGCUUCAAAAAGAGAAAAAGGCUUGGGCCUUAACUUUAGGGUUUGAGUUUAGAAAAUAUGGAUAA
This is a messenger RNA of Blepharisma stoltei, 717 nucleotides long. The record is from the annotation of a GenBank genome assembly. NCBI's taxonomy places the organism in Eukaryota, Ciliophora, Heterotrichea, Heterotrichida, Blepharismidae.